AUGGAUGGUAUCAAUUUGAAAACCACCCAUCGAAACGAAGUUUUGGCCAUUAACGCGGCUCAAUCCGCAUCUACAAAACUAAGUACUGCUGAGAAGACUCUUGCAGAGGCUAAAGUAGUCUUACAGAGACUACAAACUCAGAAUCCCGAGUACACGACCGAUUACUUUUCGAAUCAAUGGGAAAGACAGAAAAAAUGUCAGUUGGAUGCGAUGUCAAAUGGGACGCUGAAAAAUUUAGAAGAACAAUUGAUAAAUUUGCUUGACUUGGAGGAGAAAUUGAGGGAUGCUCUUUCCCAGCUCAACAACUUACGCAAAAAAAAGAGACGAAAUCGUACUGAGGCUGAGAAGGAAGCGGCGAUCACUCUACCAGCUUCGAUAGUGGCCAUGGAAAGUGCGAUAGGGGAUGUUGUCAAACAGCUAGGUAGUGAAGACUUUCGAAAACUCAAGCAAGCUACUGAUCCAAAGGCCCGUGCUCUUAUUCGUGUACGGCUGGCAAAGAUGAAGUUAUACGAGGCCAAGGUUGGAAUUAUAGUUGCACAAAAGCAAUGGGACAAAAACGGUCAAGGUACAAAAAUUCAACAAAAUUUGAAAAAACUGAUGACACGAAAGCAGUUGAUGUUCAAAAGGAAGUGGGAGUCGUAUCGGCUCCAAGUGACCAAGUAUAAUGCAAUCAGGCCACUGAGUCAUCUAACAUGCCCUAAAAUAGACGAGAGCAAAGCUUUACCAUUCGAGGACAUUUUUUGGAAUGUCGAACCUCUAUCUCACCCAUCGGAGAGGUGGGCAGUUGACCCAGGGACCAUUGAAGGAAUCCAAUCGUAUUUGAAGUACCGGAGCAGCUGCGAAGAGCUUCGCCGCAUAGGGCGUGAAGUCCGGCAGAUGGUCUUGGCAAGUCUUCAGACUGACAACAAGCUAGACAGCUUGCAUAAUUCAUUGGAUAGCGAUUGGGAUCGUGAUAAUGGUGGGAAAGAGCUGAUUGAGCUCAUUCAACCUGGACAAAGAGUGUCGAAAGAUGUGUGGGAAGCAAGUGUCGAGGUGAUGAGGACUGUCUACCGUAACCUGCGUCAGAGUUAUUGCCGCAAGUGGAUGGAUUGGGACUCUGACAUGGGGCGUCUACUUCGAGCAACACUCCAGUACACUACGUGUUCAGAAGAUGAUAAUUUAGUCUUGUUCGCGCGCUGGCAAGCACUGGUGAGGAGAGGUAAGAUGUUGUGGGAAGUAAUUGUCGAUGCGACAAGUGUUGAAGCUUCGGGUCUUGACGAACUGGAAAUUAUUGAGCAGAACUUGAUGCUGGCCGAUGAAGAAGAUGAUGUAGAUGAUUUGAUGCGGUUGAAUGAGUUGUACUUGAUGGAUGAUACAGAUGAUAGUGACGAUGAGAUGGAUAUCGAUGAUUACAUGAGCUGA
Messenger RNA from Melampsora larici-populina 98AG31, 1401 nucleotides. RefSeq lists its product as uncharacterized. The record is from RefSeq and is a predicted model, not a curated record. The transcript is spliced from 6 exons. The coding region runs from base 1 to 1401 and encodes 466 amino acids. Lineage: Eukaryota; Fungi; Basidiomycota; Pucciniomycetes; Pucciniales; Melampsoraceae.